UUCAUUGACUUGACAUGAUGGAGCAACUGAGAUUACCACCCUAGCUAGUAGGCUACCGUUCAUUGAUUAUUCCAGCAGUUAUCCCAAAAAAACGGGAACGUGAACGGGGAGUGUGUAGCGUUGCAGGCAGGAAACCAGGAGGUUAUGUUUCGUUUAAACACUAGCUAAAUAUUUUUAAAUCUGUAACGUUAGUUAUAAUGUUAAGAAAUAUUGUCGGGAUCAGAACAGUUCGGCUGUAACACAGAUGUUACAAGAUGGGGAGACGAAACCGUUAAUCUGGUAUAACGUAAUGCUAAUAGUCUGACGGUAGGGACAUUGUGCAUUUGUUUUAUUUUCCAUUUAACAUUAUUGGGUCUAAUAAUCUGCGGCCAAACCAUGAGCAAUAUGAGGGAUAAAACGACUAACGUUAUCCGCCAACAGAGCUCGGAGAAUAACUCUGUCAGCAGUAAUGAAUGGGAUAUGGCAAAUGAUGUGUUUUUGUCCGGCUACGACGACAAUCCGAUGGGAGAUAACGGUAGUGUUGCUGCGGGGGACAGGGACCCAGAGCAGCCCGGCUCUGACAUACACCUGCCGCUGUUAUCCCAUGAUGUCAUGAUGCUGGGCCUGGCUGGGGAAGAAUAUUCCAGCUCGUAUCUGGACAUCGAUCCAAACUACACAGAAAGUGACGGAAAUUCCACAACCAAGAAGCGCAUACGGUCAAAUAGCUCCAGGCACCGCGGUGAGAUCGUCACUGAGCUGGGACCAGAGGAGGUGCGGUGGUUUUACAAAGAGGACAAGCGGACGUGGAAACCAUUCGUUGGACAUGACUCUUUGAAAAUCGAGAUUGUCUAUCAGAGAUUCAGUAAACAGAACCCUGACAAGGUCAAACGCCCCGUCAAACCUGUCGAGGCCGAGGAAAAGGAGGUCCAGCCGGAGAGCGGAGCCGAGGACAGUGCGGAGUCGGCGGUGCAGCGUAGCGAAGGUCAGCGGCACUCGUCAGAAGAGAUGAGGGAUCCGGACGACAUCAGCGUGGAGGCAGUGUGUGUCAGAGGGGGACUCUAUGAAGUCGAUAUCAGGGAGAAGGAAUGCUACCCCGUUUACUGGAACCAGCAAGACCGUAUUCCUGUGAUGAGGGGUCAGUGGUUCAUUGAUGGAACGUGGCUUCCCCUGGAGGAGGACGAGAGUGACCUCAUCGAGAUGGAGAACCUUGCCCGCUUCAGGGGGCAACGGAUGAGGGACACCUACGAAAUGGAGGUGGUGACCACCACGGUGGACAGCAAGGAUGCCAUCCACAGUCUGAAGCUGAGCAGGAGUCAUGUGGACUGGCACAGUGUGGACGAGGUGUACCUGUACAGUGACGCCACCACCUCCAAGAUCGCACGUACUGUCACUCAGAAACUGGGCUUCUCUAAAGCCUCCAGCAGCGGGACGCGUCUCCAUCGUGGAUACGUGGAAGAGGCAGCACCUGAGGACACCCCACCUGAAACCACACACAUCGUCUUUGUGGUGCAUGGCAUCGGCCAGAAGAUGGACCAGGGCCGCAUUAUCAGGAACACCAGCAUGAUGAGAGAUGCUGCCAGAAAGAUGGAGGAGAAGCACUUCUCCGAUCGCACCACAGAGCAUGUAGAGUUUCUUCCUGUUGAGUGGAGGGCAAAACUGGCUCUGGAUGGAGACACGGUGGACUCCAUCACCCCAGACAAGGUGCGAGGUCUCAGAGACAUGCUGAACAGCAGUGCAAUGGACAUCAUGUACUACACCAGCCCUCUGUACAGAGAUGAGAUAACCAGGGGUUUGACUCUGGAGCUGAAUCGUCUGUACUCACUCUUCUGCUCGCGAAAUCCAGACUUUGAGAAAAAUGGGAAGGUGUCCAUAGUAUCACACUCACUGGGCUGCGUCAUCACUUAUGACAUCAUGACGGGCUGGGACCCUUUGCGCUUUCACCAUCAAGAAUCGCCAGACCCUGAGGAGACAAUGGUCUACUGGUCGAGUGAUGAGGAGCACUACCUUCAGGAGCAGCUAAGACUCACACGCCUCAGGUUGAGGGACUUGGAGGAUCAAUUCCAGCAUCUGCAGACCUCGUCUUGUUCAGUGCCAGCUUUGAAAUUCAAGGUAGAAAAUUUCUUCUGCAUGGGCUCUCCUCUUGCUGUUUUUUUGGCGUUGCGAGGAAUCCGGCCUGGAAAUAAUGGUGUGCAGGAUCACAUCCUCCCCACAUCUAUCUGCAAACGCCUCUUCAACAUCUUUCAUCCCACAGACCCUGUGGCAUACAGAUUGGAGCCUCUUAUCUUAAAGCACUACAGUAACAUUGCACCUGUUCAAAUCCACUGGUACAACACCACCAGCCCAACACAGUACGCUCGGAUCCGGCCCACACUGCUCAACCCCCCAAAGGAAACAACAUCUGUCUCAGACUCAGAGAGCAUCCCAAGCCCCUGCACUUCCCCGCCCCAGGCCAGACGCCACUAUGGAGAGUCUAUCACCAACCUUGGCAAGGCCAGCAUCAUGGGUGCUGCCAGUCUUGGAAAGGGAAUCGGAGGAAUCCUGUUUUCCCGCUUUUCCCGUUCUAGUGGCCAGGUGGGCGGAGUGGAGGAGGAGCCAUCAGAUUCUGAGGGUGGAGCCUCUGAGGUGGAGAAUGUGGCAUCAGGAGAUGAAGGGGCAAUAGUGUCAGAGAACGAAGAGAAAGAUGAAGAAAUAGAGAAAGAGAGGACAGUCGUGGAGCCUGCAAUGUCCCAGUCUGCCUCAGCUGUCAUGGACAGCACCACAUGUUUCAAGAGAGGACAACUAUCCAGAAGACAUGACAGUGAAGAUGACAAGAGCGGGAAAAUGUCCAGUGUAAUCUCAAUACAGGACUCACACUGUUAUAGCUUUUAGAGUUUUCAGUGGAAAGAUGAGAACUGACUGACUUAAACUCAGAAUCAAAUGAAAACCUUUUUUUACAAUUUGAAUAUGUGUGCAUAAUAGAAAGUUGUCACAAAGAUUUUAUUUCACAUUGACAAUGUUUCACUAAUGUUUAAAAGCUGUGUGAAUGUUUAAGUCAGAGUAUAUAAACUUUGAAUCAUUUUUUAGUAAUGCUUAUUCAGCACUCAUGCAUUUAUUAAGUGUUAGUUAAGGUGCAUAUGUUCUCAACUUUACAAUAAGGAUACCACAGAGCAUUAAUAUCUGGUAAGUUAUGGUUUAGUAAUGCUUAUUCAGUAUUAUUAUACAUUUAUCAAGUGUUAGUUAAGGUGCAAAUGUUCUCAACUUUACAAUAAGGCUAUAAAACAGCAUUAAUAACUGUUUCUUUAUGGUGUAUAAAUGCUUCUUCAGUAUUGUUAUACAUUAAUUAGGUGAUAGUUAAGGUGCAUAUGUUCUCAACUUUACAAUAAGGCUACCAAACAGCAUUAAUAACUGCUUAAUUAUGGUUUAGUAAUGCUAAUUCAGUAUUAUUAUAAUUUUAUCAAGUGUUAGUUAAGGUGCAUCUCUUCUCAACUUUACAAUAAGGCUACCAAACAGCAUUAAUAACUGUUUAAUUAUGGUUUAUUAAUGCUUCUUCAGUAUUAUUAUACAUUAAUUAAGUGACCAAAGGAAGAAGCAAACCUCUGCAUGGAGACUAUGAAGUCUUUUCACUGAUCUCACCAUCUACCAAAAGUAAGUCAUAUGUUGGAGGAUGGACAAAUAUAAUGGACAUAUGUGGACAACUAUAACCCGUAAAUAAACAAUAAAAACAGUUUUUUCAUAAUGACAUGGCUUGGCUGUGAACCCUAAGACAUACAUGCUAUGAAACAUCUUCAUCAACCACCUAGUAAUAUUAGUAAAUACCUUAAUUAAAAUCAACUAAGGGUUUACUUAGACACUUUAGUUAGCGUUUAUUUCCAGUUUAGGCUUUUUAGUACAUUACUUAAUGUUAAAUUAUACACCUUAGUUAACUGUUAACAGUUAGUCAAGGCUUGUUACUGCAUUAACUAGUGUUAAAAUACACACCUUAGUUAACUGUGAUCAACAGUUAGUCAAGGCUUGUUACUGCAUUAACUAAUGGUAAAAUAGACACAUUAUUUAACUGUUAUUAAUAGUUAGUCAAGGCAUUAACAAAUCGUAAAUAGACGCCUUAGUUAACUGUUACUAACAGUUAGUCAAGGCUUAUUACUGCAUUAACUAAUAGUACUAUAGACACCUUAGUUAACUGUUAUUAAUAGUUAGUCAAGGCUUAUUACUGCAUUAAUUAAUGGUAUAAUAGACACCUUAGUUAACUGUAAUUAACAGUUAAGGCAUCAACUAAUGGUAAACAAUGCAUCAAUUAAUUUAGAUAACAUGAGCAUUGUUAAUAAAUGUUAAUUAAACAAUUUAUUUAACUGUUAACGGUUAGUUGAUGCUCAUUAAUGCCUUAACUAAUGCUAAUUAAUGUACCCUCAUUGUAAAGUGUUACCACUCUAACUACAUCUACAUCCACAAUGAGAGAGCAGCUCUUAUUUGCCUCUGUCUACGUCAUAUGACAUGUUGCUAGCGGGAAAGGCAUAUUUCAGAGCCUAGUUUAAAAUGGGGACAUUUUCAUCAAAAUUUCUGUUUUAGGCUUUGUGUAACAUAGCAAUUUCUAUAUAUGUUUUUAAAAGACCUCUUCAGACAACAUUAAGUAUUAAUUCAGUUAUAAAUUCAACCUGCACGUUGCUCUUUAAGGCUCUCCACAAACUCAAACUUUCGUACUUUUCUGACCUCCGUCACACCUACAAACGCUCCCGGACCCUCUGAUCCUUCUCCUCCAUGCUCCUCACCACACCUCCUGCCCGCUAAGCAACCAUGAGGUUUAAAGCCUUUUGUGCCCCCAUCUCUGGAACUCUCUCCCACAAACCACCUGUAAAUGAACCCUCUCCCCACCUCGACUCAGGAUCUAAAUAUAUUUUUUAGAUUAGCAUUUUACAUCUGAUCAAGCCUUCUUACUUCCACUAUUGUUGUUUUUGUUCUUGGUUUUGUUUUUAUGUAGCUCUCUGUGUUCUUGUUUUUAAUUACUGUUUUACUGCUGUAAGGGGACCUUGAGUGAUGUGAAAGACGCCCAUACAGUAAAUAAUGAAUUAUUAUUAUUAAAUGAGAUAACACUAAAUGAGAGAAGUUGAACUACAGACAAAAUAAAUAUUUGAAAGCAAUACAGAGCCUUACUGGAUUAUAUUUUAUUAUGGUUUUGAACUGUCACCGGUUUUUUCCUCUACAUAAAUUAGAACUUUCCACCAUAAAUUGGUGCAAAGAAAUUCACCAGAAUGCAGAAAAUGAAGUGUUUUAUGGUCAGAAUUUCCUGGGGGAGGGCACUUAAUAUGUGUCAAUCAAAAAUGUGAUUUGUCACAUAAAAUAGUACGAGGUACAUUUCCAGUGAAAUGAUAACUCACCAAUGUUGAAACAGAUUUUUGUGCUAUCUACCCAGGAAUUUGCACCAGCAACUUUUGGGCUAUAUUCCCCUUCUCUAACCGCUGGGCUAGCUACAGCCCAAAUUGCCCACCUAUUAUUUCUACCAGCACACCCAUAGCAAGCUAAAACUGGCCCUGUCUGCAAUAGAGGAUUCAUAUACCACGCCCUCCAGGAUUUCCCAAUGUCGCGAGAGCAACAAUUUAUGCAAAUUCAACCAAUCACUGUAAAGUCAGUGCGAUUCGCAAUUUUGACCAAUCACCGCAACUUUACCGCAAAUUUGACCAAAAAACGUAGUUUCCCGCGACCCUUCAACCAAUCACAGCAUACCCACGUGCCAGACUUUGCGUCAGUAUGUGACUCCCACUGACCAAGCAGGAGUGAGAACGGGUUGACGUAACGCACACACGUCGCCAAACUAAUUUCCUUGUUUCUGAUAUAAAGACGAUGUGUGACUCGAACAUCUCACA
Molecule: messenger RNA, 5813 nt
Organism: Perca fluviatilis (European perch)
Lineage: Eukaryota; Metazoa; Chordata; Actinopteri; Perciformes; Percidae
Gene: ddhd1b
Product: DDHD domain containing 1b
Exons: 13
Coding region: 376-2847 (823 amino acids)
Cellular component (GO): cytoplasm
Molecular function (GO): glycerophospholipase activity; metal ion binding
Source: RefSeq, a predicted model, not a curated record